GUGAACAAAAAUAGAAAGAAUGAGGAGUCGCCAAGCAAAUGUGACUCGAGAUGGAAAAGGCAAAAGCCUAAACUCCAAUCCUCUUCUCCAUUCCACUUCCUCCUUAGCCUCUUAGCCUUUUCUCUCUCUCUCUCUCUCUCUCAGUCUCUCUCUCUCUCCCUUCUCUCUUCUCUCGUCUCUCGUGCCCUUCUCAGUCCUGCUUCCCCUCUCACACCAAAGCAGAAGUGCCCCAUCACAACUCAGACCAGGAUUGGACGUAUGAACACCACCCCUGCUUUCUCUCUCAACCCUCUCAACCUCUCUCUCCGUUCUACUGAACUCUCCUACUAUAAAUCACCAAGCCAACCUUACAUCUCUUCACCACAGAAUUAACAACACGAUAGCUAUAUGUAUGUGUAUACUUAAUUUUCAUUGACAAUGAAGUCUAUGAAGGCGAGCUCGUCAGCCGCCGCAGGAGGCAGCGGUGCCGUUGAAAUGGACAGUAGAAUAUGGCGUAAUCUUCCAGCUGGUCUCGUUGACCGCAUUCUAGCUGUGCUUCCACCGGCCGAAUUCUUCCGUCAUCGCGCCGUUUGUAAGCGCUGGUACUCUCUUCUCUUUUCCGACAGCUUUCUUGAAGCCAAUCUCCGCCUUUCCCCGCGCCGCCACUGGCUCGUCUUCUUCCUUCUCGCUUCGUCAACUAACCCUUUAACUUCCUCCUCCACCACGUCCUCCUCUGCCACCGCUGCCGCCAAACCACCACCUCCCGCACUCCUCCUCGACCCCACCACCAAUAUUUGGCUCCGCCUACCUCUCAGCUCCUUCCUACCUCCCGGAUUCUCCCCCGCCGCCUCCGACUCCGGCAUACUCUGCUUCAUGUCGGACUCUCCUGGUCCCAAAACGCUUCUCCUCUCCAAUCCUCUAUCCAAACUCGUCGCCCACCUCCCCCCUACUCCCCGCCCCCGCCUCUACCCUUCCGUAGGCCUGACCGCCGGACCUUCAUCCCUCUCCCUCAUCCUCGCAGCCGAUGACCUCAUCUCCCCUUUCGCCGUCAAAAACCUCACCGCCGAAUGCUUCCACGCUGACGGCGCCACCGGCUUUUACUCCCCAUGGUCAACCGUCAGUCAACUCCCUCGCCUCUGCAGUCCCGACCCCGCCCGUCUCGUCUUUGCCGAAGGCACAUUCUACUGCAUGAGUUGCGCUCCCUUCGCCGUUCUCUCUUACGACGUGGCCUCCAACGAUUGGUCCAAAAUCCAAGCUCCCAUGCGCCGUUUCCUCCGUUCACCCAGCCUCGCCUUACGCGGCGGAUCGCCGUCAUCCGUACUUAUCAUCGCCGCCGUAGAGAAGAGCAAACUCAGCGUUCCGCGUAGCGUCAGAGUCUGGUCCUUACAUCCCUGCUCCAAAGCAUGGACGGAAACCGAGCGCAUGCCGCCUGAGAUUUACAGACAGUUCAGCGAAGCUGAAGGCGGCAGAGGCUUCGAAUGCAUCGGUCAUGGAGAUAUUCUCGCCAUCACCAUCAAAGGCUCUACUGACAUCAUUCUCUUCGACUUCAUAACAAAAGAGUGGAGAUGGGCACCACCGUGCCCUUUUACUAGCGUCAGCGGCGGCGAGCUGAGAGGGUUUGCUUACGAGCCCCGGCUGGCGACGCCUGCGAUCGGAUUGAUCGACUCCUCUUCUCUCUCAUUCCAAUGAUAUAUAAGCACUGCAGUAGUUAUUAUGGUGUAGUUAGGAAAUGGGAUGUUUGUUUCUUCUGCUGCGGCUGUGGAUUGCUACAGUGAAGUUGGUUUCUAACUUUCUAGUGUUAGU
This is a messenger RNA of Dendrobium catenatum, 1782 nucleotides long. Its product is annotated as protein UNUSUAL FLORAL ORGANS. The record is from RefSeq and is a predicted model, not a curated record. Gene Ontology annotation, molecular function: protein binding. The transcript has a single exon. Lineage: Eukaryota; Viridiplantae; Streptophyta; Magnoliopsida; Asparagales; Orchidaceae. Bases 418 to 1668 code for a protein of 416 amino acids.